UUUUUUUUUCUCCUACCUAGAAUCUUUUUUCCUUCGGGACAAACAAGAUAUUUCAAAACUACCUAAACACCCACUGGAUUUUUCUCCUCUUACCGAAUUCGAUAAAUCAUUUCGUACUCGAUUGUCAAAGAUUUACUCGCAAUUCUAAUCCGGUACAAGGUAAACGGGCUCGCGACGUUUCCUGACCUCCCCCGCAGUCAAAUAUCAUUUUUAUUUGUUUACCUUCAGUCUUGUUCCACACAUCCCAGCAAAGAUGAGCGUAGUCGGCGUUGAUUUCGGGACUCUUAACACGGUUAUCGCAGUCGCCAGAAAUCGAGGUGUCGAUGUCAUUACCAACGAAGUCUCAAAUCGAGCUACGCCUUCCCUAGUUGGAUUUGGCCCCAAGUCUCGAUACAUCGGUGAAGCUGCAAAGACGCAAGAGAUCUCCAACCUCAAGAAUACCGUUGGCUCUCUCAAGCGCUUGACCGGUCGAAGCGUCAAUGAUCCCGAUGUCCAGAUUGAGCAGAAAUACGUCUCGGCCCCUCUCGUUGAUGUCAACGGCCAAGUUGGUGCCGAAGUGACGUACCUAGGCAAGAAGGAGAGGUUCUCGGCUACUCAGCUGACGGCUAUGUUCCUAAACAAGAUCAGGCAGACAGCACAGAACGAACUGAAAUUGCCUGUUACUGACCUCGUCAUAAGUGUACCUGCGUGGUUCACAGACGCCCAGCGAAGGGGUCUUCUGGACGCGGCUGACAUUGCUGGUCUCAAAAUCCUCCGUGUGAUGAAUGACACUACUGCUGCCGCUCUUGGUUACGGCAUCACAAAGCUGGACCUGCCUUCAGGCGACGAGAAGCCUCGCCGCGUGGCGUUUGUCGACGUUGGCCAUGCCGACUAUUCUUGCUCGAUUGUCGAGUUCAAGAAGGGCGAGCUGAGUGUCAAGUCUACAGCAUACGACCGCCAUUUUGGUGGACGAGACUUUAACUUAGCCUUAGUCAACCACUUCCACAAGGAGUUCAAGGGUAAAUACAGAAUUGAUAUCACGACUAACCCUAAGGCUAUGGUCCGCGUCGAAGCUGCCGCCGAGAAGUUGAAGAAGAUCCUCUCUGCUAACCAACAAGCGCCUAUGAACAUUGAGUCGCUAAUGAACGAUAUCGAUGUAACGGCUAUGAUUACCCGACAAGAGUUCGAGGCAUUGGUGGAGCCGCUAUUGAGCAGAGCUACGAUACCGUUAGAGCAGGCCCUUGCAGAAGCCAAGCUCAACAAGGAAGAUAUCGACGUAAUCGAGCUAGUUGGCGGUUGCACACGUGUCCCUGCUCUCAAAGAGCGGAUCCAGUCAUUCUUCGGAAAACAGCUUUCGUUCACUCUUAACCAGGACGAAGCCGUCGCUCGGGGUUGCGCUUUCAGCUGCGCUAUCCUCUCGCCGGUCUUCAAGGUCCGUGAUUUCUCCGUCCUGGAUAUCGUCAACUAUCCUAUCGAAUUCUCUUGGGAGAAGGAUGUUGAUAUUCCGGAUGAGGAUACGAGCCUUACCGUCUUUAACAAGGGUAACGUUCUUCCUUCGACGAAAAUCCUAACCUUCUACCGCAAGCAGCCAUUCGACCUGGAGGCCAGAUAUGCCGACCCCGAACUGCUGCCUGGAAAGAUGUCUCCUUUCAUCGGCCGGUUCUCUGUCAAGGGUGUCAAGGCUGAUCCCAACACCGAGUUUAUGAUCUGCAAGCUCAAGGCUAGAGUCAACAUCCAUGGUGUUCUUAACGUGGAAAAUGGAUACUAUGUUGAGGAUGUGGAGGUUGAAGAGGAAGUCAAGGAUGAGGGAGAUAAGAAAGAUCCAGACGCGAUGGAUACCGAUACCAAGAAGGGAGAUGACAAGCCCAAGACUCGAAAGGUCAAGAAGCAAGUUCGCAAGGGCGAUCUGCCUAUUGUUGCUGGCACCACCUCAUUGGACGAGAGCACCAAGAACGCAUUAAUGGAGAAGGAGGCAGCAAUGCUUAUGGAAGACAAGCUUGUUGCUGACACGGAAGAGAAGAAGAACGAGCUGGAGACGUACAUCUACGACCUGCGUAACAAGCUGGAUGACCAGUACGCCGACUUUGCCAGCGAAGAGGAGAAGGAAAAGCUGAGGUCGAAGCUCACAGAGACUGAGGACUGGUUAUACGAAGAGGGCGAGGAUGCUACUAAGGCAGUUUACAUCGCUAAGAUGGACGAGAUCCGAGCCAUGGCUGGUCCUAUUACGCAACGCUAUUUCGACAAGGUAGAAGCAGACCGUCAAGCCCUGCAGGCUAAGCUUGAUGCCGAAGCUGCUGCUAAGAAGGCCGCCGAGGAGGAGGCUCGAAAAGCAGCUGAGGCAGAGAAGGGAGAGGCUACCAAGGAUGAGGAAAUGACCGACGCAGACGCUCCCAAGGCCGAGACUGAAGAAGCUUAGUCGUAGAGUCGACGAAGGGUACUUUCCUCUCAGUGAAGGUACAAUAGAUGGAACCGGUCCCUUGGCGAUCAAAUGAUGUGUGCAUGAUGAGGACCAAAAGAAAAGAUUUUUAAUGACUGCAUGGUAGGGCGGUUUGACGGAUACUGGACAUGGGCAUCGUUCGGGGGUGUUCUACUGUUAACUCCGCGGUGCUUCACGAGGAAUAGAAUUUCAUUUUGCGGACGGAGGGGGGCGGUUUUAGCACGCAGACUUUAGAUAUACCAGAUAACGAAGGUUAUUUGAUACGUUUGCAUUGCUUGUUCAA
Molecule: messenger RNA, 2699 nt
Organism: Daldinia loculata
Lineage: Eukaryota; Fungi; Ascomycota; Sordariomycetes; Xylariales; Hypoxylaceae
Product: heat shock protein Hsp88
Exons: 6
Coding region: 254-2395 (713 amino acids)
Biological process (GO): protein folding
Cellular component (GO): nucleus; cytosol
Molecular function (GO): ATP-dependent protein folding chaperone; ATP binding
Source: RefSeq, a predicted model, not a curated record